Callorhinus ursinus (northern fur seal) is the source of this 2037-nucleotide messenger RNA. It is a transcript of the gene CCDC148, whose product is annotated as coiled-coil domain containing 148. NCBI's taxonomy places the organism in Eukaryota, Metazoa, Chordata, Mammalia, Carnivora, Otariidae. The record is from RefSeq and is a predicted model, not a curated record.
UUGAAUAAAAGAGACCAACCAUUCAUGGCAAUUCAGAAAAACAAUAGCUCAGAUAAUCUGGUGUUCCGAAUGAAAAAUGGAAUGAGGAGCACCAAGUAUAAACCAGUUGACUAUCAACGGUUGCAAGCAUUAACGGAAGCAAAAAAAUUAGCUUCUGCUUCUGUAGAGCUAAAGAUCAGGAAAGCAGAGAAGGCUUCAAAGAUAUCUAAGGAACAAACACUAAUAAAACAACACAAGCAAGUGUGGUGGCAGGAACACCAACGGCUAACUGAUGUCAGAUGUAAAAUGGAAUCUGAAAUUAAAUCCUUUCUCAGUGAAGAGAACAUUGGAAAUGAAUGUCUUUCUGACCUUACAAAUUUUGAACAAGAGUUAUCAGAACAAUGGUACACAUAUCUUAAAAAUGUGAUAAAUCCUAUUCAGCAGUUGAGAGCAGAUCUAAAAUACAGACAGCAUCACAUUUCACAGUAUUCAUACUCACAUAUUGUGCUUAACUCAGUGAAAGUACUGGAAGAGAUUGACUUCAUGAAGAAACAAUUGACUGCUAUCUUUGAAAGACUUAGUCUGGAGCAACAGAAAAUAGAAAAUUAUCUUUCAGACUGGAGUAUGAAGAUACUAGAUUAUUCUUCAGAAGAAAGAAGUAAACUGCUUAGUGAACUGCCCAUGGAAUUAGAAACUUUGGAAUGCCCAUACCCUGAUUUGAAAUCUUCAAUUCUUCAUGAGUUCUGUAACUUUACAGAGAAAUAUAAAAAAAAACUUCAAGACUUUGAUCUGCAGUUAGAAGACAUAUCCAGAAACUUCCAAUUAAGUGAAGAAGACCACUGGAUUUACCAGGCUGUUUUGGAUCAGUAUCCUGGAGAUCUCUGUGGCAGAAGAACUCUGUAUCUGAACAUGUUACAAAGAUAUUUUCCUCACAAAUCCAGGCAUGAUUUGGUGGAACAUGAGAAAUAUUGUGAUCAAUAUCACUUUGCUAGGGAGCAGCGAAGGAUCCUGAUAUCAAAUUGGAAUAAGAACAGGAGAGACUUUAUCCAGAAGGCUGUGCUGACCCUUGCCGAGGCCUGUGCAGCACACGCAAUGGAGGACACAUUGGCUAAGGACAGGAGAAAGCAACAGGAACUGUGUGCUCAUCUGAAAGCCAAGGUUCUUCAAUGGCGAGCCCACCAGGAAGAGGUAGCAAGACUGGAAAUGGAAAUUUCUGCCAGGAGAAGAGAAAAGGAGAAGGAGAAAGAGAAACUAUGGAAGGAGAAAGAAUUGUUACAAAGAGCAGAGAAGAAAAAGAAAAUAAGAAAAUACAGGGCUAAAAAAGAGCAGAAGUGGCAAGAAAUGGAAAUGAGAGAUCUUCAGCGUCUGGAAGAACUGAAGAAAUUAAUGGCUGAACAAUCAGUGAAAGACAGAGAAAGGGUUAAAUAUAGACAAGAAUUACUGGAAAAGCGUUUGAUGGAGAAAAAAGAAGUGGCCCUUCAAGAAGCUCAUGAAGAAGAAGAGCGAGAGAGGCGGCUAGAAGCCCUUAGGAAACAGGUUGCUAUUGUCGCUCAGUUUGAUCCUGUUAGAAUGAUGUCAGAUACAACCGCAUCAAAAGCAAGGAUGGGUAUUGGAAUUGAAGAAGAAUUUAUUCUUCAAAAACCACUCUUUACAAUGAAUACAUACAAUGAAUACCAGAUAAUUUCUGACCCUAGACUCCGUUUCGAGUUAGCGCUUCGAGAAGCUGGACUUCAUAAAACAUUUUAUGCCAAAGAGAUAUUUCCAAAAAUCAGUCCUCGAAAACCUCCAAGAAAGGACAUGGAGUCUACUGUAUUUAAAAUCUAGAGUUCAUCUGCAAAUCCUAUUAUAUGUAAAUAAGAUUUUUCUUUGAAAACAAAUGUUUAUAUGGAUAACAAUUACUACUUUCUAAAACCUUUUUAAAUAUCAGAUAUAGAAAUCAAAGCAUUCAUUAAAACAUCUUUGUCUUUUAUGACUCAGAAUUUCAUAAUGUCAUGCACUAUUUCCUGUAUCUUUGUUACGUCUAAUAGUACUAAAUUCAACAAGACUAUGAGACAUAAU